Aricia agestis (brown argus) is the source of this 1325-nucleotide messenger RNA. RefSeq names its product muscle segmentation homeobox-like. The record is from RefSeq and is a predicted model, not a curated record. Bases 6 to 1055 code for a protein of 349 amino acids. The transcript has 3 exons. Gene Ontology annotation, molecular function: DNA-binding transcription factor activity, RNA polymerase II-specific; RNA polymerase II transcription regulatory region sequence-specific DNA binding. Gene Ontology annotation, biological process: embryonic morphogenesis; regulation of transcription by RNA polymerase II. NCBI's taxonomy places the organism in Eukaryota, Metazoa, Arthropoda, Insecta, Lepidoptera, Lycaenidae. Gene Ontology annotation, cellular component: nucleus.
UCCGCAUGCGUACACGAUCCCCGAUCGCGCCAGUGACUGUGCUAAAUGGAACUGACCGGCGUUCAAUGUUAAAGAAACAAAAUUUCGACGACAAAGAAGUGAACAUGGCGAUCGAGAGUGUGUCGAGGUACCCCAGCAGCCCGGCCGAGGCGACGGAGCCACCGAAGGCGACGAGGAUAAGCUUCAGCGUGGCCUCCAUCCUGGCCGAUACUAAAGGGAGCGACGAGACGGCGGAGAUGAUCAGACACCACCGCUCCAUCCCGGAGUCGCCUCUCCGUCAAUCGCCAGGCGCGCAGCCCGAGCUGCCCGGCGGGAAGUCGCCGCGAGCGUCGCAGACUCCCCCUCUCAACCUCCACGCACCGACAUCAUCCGACGACGAGUACGAGGAUUCCGUCAACCAGGAGGACUCUAUAGUCGACGUAGAAGACCUACAGAAUGGUAUGCAGAGUGACGAAGAAGAUAGAACGACACCGAGCGACAAAGAGCGGCACGGGCCUAUAAGACCGACCCCGUUCAGUGCGUUAGCGGCGGCGGCGGCGGCCUACCACGGGUUGGGGUGGCCCAGCCCAGCCUCGGUCGUCCCGUCCUUUGGCCCGCUGUUCCAGUCGCAUUUUCCUGUUGGCCACAUAACAGACGCGAACGGCGAGCCGCCCAAACUGAAAUGCAACCUGCGCAAACACAAGCCGAACCGCAAGCCGAGAACGCCGUUCACGGCGCAGCAACUUCGGGCGUUAGAGAGCAAGUUCGUCGACAAACAGUACCUGAGCAUCGCGGAGCGCGCCGAGUUCUCCUCGUCUCUUGGACUAUCUGAGACUCAGGUCAAAAUCUGGUUCCAGAACCGUCGCGCGAAGGCGAAAAGAGUUCAGGAAGCGGAAAUCGAGAAACUCAAGAUGGCGCAGUUCUCCCGCCACCCCCACCACAUGUACCAUCACCCCCUCCAGCAGUAUUUUCCCCACCCCCUAAUGGGGCGCCCCAUGCCGCCCAUGAUGCCCCAUCUGAUGACGUCAGUACCGGGAUCUCCUUCCCCCAGCACGCAGACGAGCGGCCAACAGUGAACAAUGAAAUGCUAGUGGGCUACAAUAAAAUGCUAGUAGACGGCAAUGAAAUGCGAGUAGGCGGUAUUGAAAUGUUAGUCGACGGUAAUGAAACGUUAGUCGACGGAAAUGAAAUGUUAGUGGACAAAGUUAAGAGGGUUUUUACCGUGUGAAAAGUGAAAUCGAUCAUUCGUUAUUUUUGACCAGUGAAUCAACUUUAAAAAGUAUAUGAUUUAAAAUGUAAUUCAAAAAGUAAUGGUCAGUAUGGGAAUUCUGCUUCAAAUUAAUUAA